This is a messenger RNA of Penaeus monodon (black tiger shrimp), 1891 nucleotides long. RefSeq lists its product as uncharacterized. The coding region runs from base 158 to 1291 and encodes 377 amino acids. Lineage: Eukaryota; Metazoa; Arthropoda; Malacostraca; Decapoda; Penaeidae. The transcript is spliced from 5 exons. The record is from RefSeq and is a predicted model, not a curated record.
CACACUCGUCUUCUGACCUCAGCCCGCAACGGUCGCCUCUCGUGACUUUCCCUUCCCAUUGGUUCUCCCCCACCGGUUCGAAACCUUGAGUCCAGCGCUGCAAUUGGGCGGCGUCGACUGUGCCCUGACCGCUAAUUGGUGGAUUCAUAGACGAGGGAUGCACGCACUUACUGUAACGGUCGCCGCACUCACUUUCUUAUCUCUUGCAAAAUGCUCGACCUUGACAGCAGAUACGCAGGACGCUCUGCCAGGAUUCCAACUUCGGGAUUUCUCCAAUCUGGUGCGGGACGAUCGGUCGCUUAGAAUGUUUUUGGAUUUUCUGCUUAGCUCCCAACAGCCCGCUCAGAUGAUGGGCGAACCCCGGGAGGAUUCCGACGAAGGAUACAGGAGGAAAAGGAGCGUCAACACUAGUCAAGAAGAGAACGUAAGAAAAGAGGAGAAUGAGGAGGCCCGAGAUAAGCGACAGACGACAGAAGAGAAGGCUGAGGAGGGAGAAACCGCAGAGGAGCAGAGCGGCAGCUGGUGGUGGCAACCUGUUGAAGAGCGUCGUUCUUACUUCAUUCCACGACUCGGCAAGCGGGACGGAAAUGACCUCCCAGCUCUUGCCAACGAGAACGACCUGGACAGCAUUGAAUAUCUCGACGACGAAGAAGUGGACUCCGACGACGCUGAGACACUGCGGGAGGCAGAAGGACUCACGGGGGAGGUCGAGAGGGACGAGGACGAGCAGGAUGCUUGGGUAGGUUUCGGAAGCCCGGUAGACAAGAGGGACUUUGCCUUCAAUCCCCGCCUCGGCAAGCGCCAAGCUUUUACCCCAAGACUCGGCAAGAGAGACUUUGCUUUCAACCCACGGCUCGGCAAGCGGGCUGACUUUGCUUUCAGUCCGAGACUCGGUAAGCGUGACUUUGCUUUCAACCCAAGGCUCGGCAAGAGAGGCGGGUUUGCCUUCAACCCUAGGCUCGGAAAGCGAGCUGAUUUUGCCUUCAGUCCAAGACUUGGCAAACGCGGUGAUUUCGCCUUUUCCCCUAGACUGGGAAAGAAAGCCGAUUUCGCCUUCAAUCCAAGACUCGGCAAGAAAGCCGAUUUUGCCUUCAGUCCAAGACUCGGUAAGAAAGACUUCGCCUUCAUCCCAAGAGCCGGCAAGAGGGACUUUGCUUUCAACCCGCGCCUGGGCAAGAGGGCCGACGCAGAGGAGGACGUCCAGGCAGGGGCCCUGGACGCACGAGACAGCCAGACCGCAUCCUUCCCUGGCGACCUCGGGACCGAAGACUUCAUCCAAAGGCUAGACUAGAUGAUCACCCCCCCCCACACACACCCCUACACCCUACCCCCGCCCCACAACUGCCUACGUUCCCUUUUCAUUUGUUAAAAAAAAAUCCUUGACAUGACUUCCUUCUCCUUGUGUUUUCUCAUGGCUCUUAGACAUAAGACGAGACAUAAAUGACUCAUGAGCCUUAGCGUUGCGAAAAUGUGGCUGAGAAGAUUGUUGGUCCUAAAAUAGACCGAUUUAAGGACUUGUUGAGGCAUUCUGUAUCAUAUUUCCUGACAUUUGAAUGGGGAAUGAAAACAACUUGUUACUGGUCUUUUAUUUAUAACCAAAAUCUCUUUAAUAACCAAAGGCAUGUGAAAGAAGGAUACGGAAAUAUUGAUUAUAAUUAUUAAUGAUGAACGUGAUGCAAAUGUUGAUCGUAUUGAAGUUGAACAUUUUAAUACCAAAGAUAAUGAAGGUGACCUUAUCAGCGUUGAAAAAUAAAGACGAACAGCGCAACUUUAACGGAUGAAAUAAAAGUUGAGUGAAUUGCUAGUGAUUAUUCUGCUUUGACAAAACCUGAGUCAGAUAUAACAUCAAUAAAUUUCUUUGUGAAUAAAAGCAUUUCUAGCAUAAAAAUGA